UUUUCGUCACCUGCCCCCACAAGAAGACCAGCAGGAGCAGUGGGGGAGACUGUGCGGAAGAAGGUAGCUUUAAUUUUUUUUUUUUUUCUCCCUCCCGUCUUUUUCCUCACUCGCUAUCAAUGGUCUGCUUCUGAGCAUUUUUUUUCUUGUAAAUUUCAAUUCUUUCUGGGAAUUUGAUUUAUAUUUUUAAUUUUUGGGUCAUUUGGGUUGAGUGGUAUGAGUGAGUUUGGUAUCUUUUUAUUGCUUUUGAUAGCUUUUUCCCUGAUCUGGGGGGUUUAUUUAUGAUUUCGAACUUUUUAUUGAGCUUGAAGAGGAAGUGAGUGAGUGAGUGAGUGAGUAGAGAGAGAGAGCUUUGGUAUUGGAGAAGGAAGAUUACUAGUGCUACUAGUUGAUGAUUUUGCUUGAUUUGGUGAUGAGAAAAUGAUGGGGUUGUGGUAGUGGUGGUGGAGGAGGAGAAGGAAGGUGGGCCUUUUGAGUUUUGACCAUAGAAAAAAGAGAUCAGAUAAAGCAGGAAAAAUUGGGAGAGGAAGAGGAAGAAAUUAAAAGAGAUCCCCUUUGCAUUUUGAUGGUCUUUGUUGCUUGUAUUUGUCAAUGAGAAGGUUUAGCCAAAGAGAGUAAAGGACAGAGAGAAACUCUUCCUUCCUUUCUUUCACUUCCACACUUCUCUCUCUAGAUUUUCUUUGCCGCACGCUUCUUAAUCUCAUGAUGGGACAGAUUGGUCUUCGAGUUGAAUCCUUGUUUUCUGGUGUUUGUGGGUUUUGGGGGUGUUGAAGUUCAAAUCUCAAAUACCGAGUUGUUGUUUUGUGUGAUUUUGUUCUUGGUCUGAGGAAAAAGGGGUUUUGAAAUUGCUUAUGUACCAUCCAUCCGGGUGGAAAAGAAGUUGUGGGGGGAUGAAGUUUGAUGCAGGCAGUGGUGGGCAGGUUCUAGAUCUGGAAACCGCGGUGAAAGAUGGGAUUUUGGGCGGCGGAGGCGGGUUAAUUUGCGGUGGCGGAGUCGGUGUUGUGGCGGAGAAGUUGGAUCUGAAGAAGAUGAUUGAGGAGCUGGAGUCCAUUGAGAUUCCUUCAGUGUUCAUCUGCCCGAUUUCGUUGGAGCCAAUGCAGGAUCCGGUGACCCUUUGCACGGGUCAGACCUACGAGAGAUCGAACAUUCUCAGAUGGUUCUCUUUGGGGCACUACACUUGCCCCACAACAAUGCAGGAGCUUUGGGAUGAUUCAGUCACGCCAAAUAACACCCUUCACCAGUUGAUUUGCAGCUGGUUUUCGCAGAAGUACGUCGCGAUGAAGAAGCGGUCAGAGGACGUGCAGGGGAGGGUUCUGGAGAUUUUGGAGACAUUGAAGAAGGUUAAGGGCCAAGCCAGAGUUCAAGGUCUCAAGGAGCUCAGAAGGGUAGUGGCAGCUCAUGCUUCCGCUCAGAACACAGUGGUGGACAACGGGGGUGUUGCUUUGAUCUCCUCUCUGUUGGGUCCUUUCACUUCGCACGCCGUUGGGUCGGAAGCAAUUGGGACUCUUGUGAAUUUGGAGCUCAGUUCAGAGUCCAGGACGAGUCUGAUGCAACCUGCAAAGGUUUCGUUGAUGGUUGAUAUGUUGAACGAGGGAUCGAUUGAGACGAAGAUCAAUUGCACGAAAUUGAUUGAGGUUUUGAUGGAGGGCAAGGAUUUGGAGGCGGAAAAUGUCUCAAGCUUACGUCUUGUGGUUGGAUUGUUGAGAUUGGUCAAGGAUAAAAGGAACCCUAAUGGGGUUUUGCCUGGUCUCAGUUUGCUCAAGACAAUUUGUUCCCACGAAUCGGUCAGGAACUCGGUUGUGAGCGUUGGGGCAGUUCCUCAAUUGAUUGAGCUCUUGCCCGGUUUGAAUCACGAGUGUUUGGAGAUAGCCCUUCAUGUCCUAGAAGUUUUGUCAACACUUCCCGAGGGAAGGCAGGCUUUGAAAGAUUGUCCCAAAACAAUCCCCAGUGUAGUUAGACUACUGAUGAAGGUUUCAGAAAGCUGCACUCAGCUCGCAUUAUCGAUCUUGGGGGCGGUCUGCAAGCUCGCGCCAGACGAAUGCGCUUCGCUUGCGGUAGAGGCGGGUUUGGCAGCCAAGCUGCUGCUUGUAAUUCAAAGUGGUUGCAAUCCUGUAUUGAAGCAAAGAGCUGCUGAGCUCUUGAAGUUGUGUAGUCUAAAUUACACCGCUACACUAUUCAUUUCGAAAUGUAAGCUUACUAGAACAAUACAAUGAAGUAAAAAAUGGCACUUUGUUGAUAUACAUUCUCUCAAUUUUUCUCUGUCCCAAUGGAUAAAAGGAGCCGCAGAGCUUGUUUGGGAUCCAAGAAAAUUCAAGACAAAAGGUCCUAUGGUGUUUCUGAGGUACCCAUCUUUCUUGUGUAUACUUCAACAUCUUUGAUUUGGAUCGAUUGUUUCCGCCACCAGAAGAAACAUCAUAAUGUGGGUCAAUUUGGGCAAUGUAAUUCCAUUUUCUGGUAAAUAUGAUACGCUGAUCCAUCCGGGUGCCAGUCGGACCCAAGAUUUGCUGAUCCUCAGUUGUACUACAAAGCCGACAAGCUCGAAGCGGACGGGCACUCUGUUGCAGUUUUCGAAUUUGUAAUUCCACUGUCUAUAUCAGCUGGCAGUUUUGAGCUGAGUUUGCCAAUAACCCUCAGCAAGUUUGAAUCCAAAUGGAGUUAAUAUUUUUGUCUCUCA
This is a messenger RNA of Pyrus x bretschneideri (Chinese white pear), 2674 nucleotides long. RefSeq names its product U-box domain-containing protein 30-like. Gene Ontology annotation, biological process: protein ubiquitination. The coding region runs from base 852 to 2213 and encodes 453 amino acids. Gene Ontology annotation, molecular function: protein binding; ubiquitin protein ligase activity. The transcript has a single exon. The record is from RefSeq and is a predicted model, not a curated record. Lineage: Eukaryota; Viridiplantae; Streptophyta; Magnoliopsida; Rosales; Rosaceae.